CUGUUUUGACGAAAUAUUGACGUCUGACCCAUUCUCAUGGACCAUUCCGUGCAACAAAAUUUAUUAAAUUACGUGACAUGGGCGAUGAACUAGCCAAAGUAAUAAAGGAGUAUUCCAAUAAUGAAAUCGUUAACAAGUCCCUGAGUUCUGGCCUUGAAAAUUUAUCCAUAACUCUUACAGCAAUCGAAGAGUACCGAAACUGUGAAGUUCAAAGAUUAGAAGCUAAGGUUAUAGGAGAGCUUUGUCAAUAUGAAACUAUCUGUAAGCAUGCGAGGGAGGAAUUGAAGCACACUAUGAACGUAAGGGAAAAAGAAAUGUCGAGGAAAAAAGUAUUAGACAAGGCUAAAGAAAGACAACCCUUCAAUAGGCAGCAAAUAACAUACGCCGAAUCGGAACUAAUAAAAGCUUCAGCGGAAAUGUCCCGCACAGCUAAAAGUCUAAGCGAACAAACGGAAUUCUUUGAAAGACGCAAACUUCAACAGCUUAAGACUCUGCUCUCGGACUUCGUGAUGAUCGAGAUGACAUUCCACUCGAAAGCAGUGGAAUUGCUCACCGUCGCCUAUAAACAGAUUGCUAAUAUUAACGAAAAAGCUGAUUUGGAGCUCUUAGUAACAGGUCUUUCAGAUCAAGAGGAACAAACGAAUUUCAAAAGAAAACUAAGAUCGCCAGAAAAGCAAGUCAGUACUGGUAUAUCAGCGAGAUCGUCAUCUAUUGCAUCUCUUAUGAAUCAACAAUCGCCGAUAAGGGAUGACAACUCAAUGAAUCUGGGAAAAAUUCGUUCACCAGAAAAUACAUCAGCUGGCAAAGGAAGGUCAAGCUCUUUGGCUGCUUUAAUAAGUCAUUCUUCAUCUAAAGAUGAUGACGAAACAUCGGGUUCCGAUGUCACUGAAGAUGAAGAUCAUAGUACUUCUGAAGAAACAGAAUCACGUUAAUGCACUUUGUAAUUUUAAGUUAAAUAAAUAUGCGUAUGAAUAUCAA
Melitaea cinxia (Glanville fritillary) is the source of this 978-nucleotide messenger RNA. RefSeq names its product protein FAM92A (gene Fam92). The record is from RefSeq and is a predicted model, not a curated record. Gene Ontology annotation, biological process: cilium assembly. The coding region runs from base 78 to 932 and encodes 284 amino acids. NCBI's taxonomy places the organism in Eukaryota, Metazoa, Arthropoda, Insecta, Lepidoptera, Nymphalidae. Gene Ontology annotation, cellular component: ciliary basal body; ciliary transition zone. The transcript has 8 exons.